Sphenostylis stenocarpa is the source of this 963-nucleotide messenger RNA. The record is from the annotation of a GenBank genome assembly. NCBI's taxonomy places the organism in Eukaryota, Viridiplantae, Streptophyta, Magnoliopsida, Fabales, Fabaceae.
AUGGUUGCUUCACUUAUAGCUUCUGGUGCAACUGCUGGAGCGGUCACAGAUCCAAGUUCACAAGAUCCAACCGGUAAAACUGCUGCAUCUAUUGCAGCCUCCCAUGGCCAUAAGGGACUAGCAGGUUAUCUUUCGGAGGUACACCUGACAAGCCAUUUGUCAUCCCUCACAUUGACAGAGAGUGACAUUUCUAAAAGAUCUUCUGAGCUUGAAGCCGAGUUCACUGUUUGUAGUGUCUCUAAAGAAAAUCUUAUGGCCAAUGAGGAUCAGGUUUCACUAAAAGCUUCCUUGGAUGCUGUCAGAAAUGCAGCUCAGGCAGCUGCACGGAUACAAGCUGCUUUUCGUGCGCAUUCUUUUAGAAAAAGGAAAGAAAGAGAAGCUGCCGCCAGAUUUCUAGAUGGAUAUUGUAGUGAAGCUGAUGGCAACGUUUCAGUGCUUUCUGCCAUAUCAAACCUUAGUUCUCGGAGCUUGGGUGAUUACCAUGUAGCUGCCUUGUCGAUUCAGAAGAAAUAUCGAGGGUGGAAAGGUCGGAAAGAAUUCUUAGCAUUGCGCCAGAAAGUAGUUAAGAUACAGGCCAUUGUGAGGGGUUACCAGGUUCGGAAGCAAUACAAGUUACUAUUAUGGGCAGUUGGAAUCUUGAACAAGGUUGUGCUCCGAUGGAGGAGAAAACGAGUUGGCAUAAGUAGUGUCCGGCAAGAAAUUGAAUCAAAUGAAGAAGAAAGUGAUGAUGAAGAUUUUCUCAACGUGUUCCGAAAAGAGAAAGUAAACGCAGCAAUUGAGAAGGCUUUGAAGCGGGUGCUUUCCAUGGUCAAGUCUAAGGGUGCUCGUCAGCAAUACAGGCGCUUGCUUUCAUUGUAUCGUCAAGCCAAGCCUGAAUGUGACAGCACAAGUGAUAAAGCACCGUUAUCAACUUCGGCAGACGAUGACUGGAAUCAGAUUUUGGAGAACAUCUGGCCUUCCUAG